AUGUUUGGGUCAUUGAACCGAAAAAUAAUUUUUGGGACAGUCGUACGACUGACACCCUCUUUCGCAAUACCCAUCAUUGGACGAAGGAACGAAAAUGAUACCGAUAAUAUAAAUAAGCCUAAUGCUGUACAAAGUACAGGAUGGGAUAGAGUAAAAGCAAUGUAUAGUAAAAAUGAAAUAGAAGAAGUGUCAAUGGAAUUGCACAAUGUAGCUCAAGCCACUAUGUCUGGUAUUUUAGUGGGUGCAUUUUUAGGAGGAUUUGCUAAAUCAAGAGAUGCUUAUUUAACAUUCAUAGAAAAUAAUCAAGCUACUACAUUUAAAUCAACAUUUGAAGCAAAGAAAAAACUACAAGAUUUUAUAACAGUUUCAUUUGCAAGAGGAGCUUAUCAUUGGGGCUGGAGAUUAGGUAUCUUUACUGGUAUAUUUAGUUUGAUCUCAACAACAUUAUCAGUGUAUAGAGAUGAAAGUUCGCUUGGGGACUAUGUGUCAGCAGGUAUAAUAACUGGGGCUAUAUACAAAGCUAAUUUGGGUCCAACAGCCAUGCUUGUCGGAGCAGGUGUAGGUGGUGUUCUUAGUCUCGUUGGUGGUAUGCUCAUCUUUAGUAUACUUAAACUAACUGGAUUAUCCAUGGAGGAUAUCAGAAAAUCAUUGUACAAAUUAAGAGAAGCAAGGCAAGACCAAUUAAAUCAAGCAAUUGAUAAAGCUGCGUAUGAAAAGAACGAUAAUUUGACGCGACACCACGAUGAAGUGGUUGAAGAGAAAGGUGUUAAGAAUAUAGAAGAAAUACAU
Molecule: messenger RNA, 789 nt
Organism: Brenthis ino (lesser marbled fritillary)
Lineage: Eukaryota; Metazoa; Arthropoda; Insecta; Lepidoptera; Nymphalidae
Source: the annotation of a GenBank genome assembly